AUUUAUUAGUGCAGUAAUUGCCAAGACAGAAGACUGCAGUACGAACUCGUACUCGUAGCAGCAGCAAUGUCAAGAAGAGCAGGCAGCGUAGCAAAAGCAGUCACAACAACGCAGACGCAAUAACAUUUUCAGCAGCCGUUCAUCUCAGAGGGGAUGCAGCGCCAAACUGCGAGGGUGAGGUGGUAACUCUCACAACCAAUGCCUCCGCAGGUUCAUCGUUUAGCUACCCCACAGCUGAGUGCCAUACUGGUCAUGACGUAACUACAGAAACAGGAAAACUUGCCGGGGAGCUGAGCGAAAGUCAAGAACUUUAUACCUGUGCAUGGCCAUGAUCCCAUGUACAAACAGCCCCAGAGAGUACCCAUGCGUGCUGGCAGCUUACUCAUCUGGGACCAGCGUGUGGCGCACGGCAGUCGGCCCAACAACAGCACGCGAGCAAGGUAUGUUCAAUUUGUAAAGAUGUUCCCAUCCAUCAACCUCCGCUCAGAACGAGCUAAGAAUCGUGGACAGCUUAUCAAGGACAAGGUUGAACUAGCUGGUGUCGACUUGACUGACCUGGGCAAGAAGCUGUUUGCCCUCAAGGCAUGGGCAUCCGCGCACACGAAGGUGCCCCGCGCCAAGGCUAAGAAAAAGACAUAGACUACGUGUUCGCAUGGCUCUUUGUACAUUCACAGUUGAGUGCCUCGUUUUAUGUGUGUAUGUUUAAAUCAUGUACACCCUCUGAUGGGAGUAUGAUAAUGUAGUCAUCUAGGACAGCUGGACUGUCCCUAGUGUUCCAAGUGCAUACUGACGCUAACCUCCAAUGUUAUAUCCAGCAAGUAUCAGAUCUGCACUAUCGCACAUAGAACUGGUGUAUAUUUCUUUACUGUGUUGACUCACUACCCUACUAGCCACAGUCAUAUUUAUAUCAACAAUAACGUGGGCACCGCAUUAUUUUUUGUUUAGGAGCUGUCGGUAUGCCGGUAGCAUGGGUCACGCUAGUGCAAAAUAGGCUAGACUACAUGCAGCCAAGAACCAGGCACUAUUCCAUCCAAGAAAUAGUGGGAGUAGCUAUCCUGAUGCCUUGCAACAUGUCCAAACCACUUCAACUUGAUGCUUGGUAACGAGAGAGCUUGGAAGCUCAGGGCCCUACGCUAUGCUUUUUUGCCUUGAUGACCGAGACAAAAAAAAGCAUAGGGAUGUCAUAAAUUCUUAUAAGUUUCUACUUUUUGUUUUUAGACAUAUUAAACCUGGGAUUCGAACCCGCACUAUCGCCCUGCAUGCAUCCCCCGAUACACUUCGCAUACAUACUAAUUCUUCCAAGUUGCUUCACGUUAUGAUCUUGUAUUUGAAAGCCCUAUUGGAAUAUGCAUUGUGGCCAGCCGUUUUUGAUUGUACGGUACGGUCGGGAUAGGUACGGUCGAGGGUAAUACGACACCGUCUACCGCCUUGAUGACGGCAAAAAAAAUUUUGGAUGUUAUAAAUUUUUCAAUUCUCCUAUUUUUUUCGGGCAUUACCUGGGAUUCGAACCCGCACUAUCGCCCUACAUGCAUUCCCCCAUACACUUCGCAUUCAUACUCAUUCUUCCAAGUUGCUUCACGUUAUGAUCUUGCGGUUGAAAGCCCUAUUUGAAUAUUGCGGCCAGCUGU
Messenger RNA from Sycon ciliatum, 1628 nucleotides. Its product is annotated as putative phytanoyl-CoA dioxygenase. The coding region runs from base 337 to 639 and encodes 100 amino acids. The transcript is spliced from 5 exons. The record is from RefSeq and is a predicted model, not a curated record. NCBI's taxonomy places the organism in Eukaryota, Metazoa, Porifera, Calcarea, Leucosolenida, Sycettidae.